Daphnia magna is the source of this 6136-nucleotide messenger RNA. RefSeq names its product ATP-dependent RNA helicase DDX3X (gene bel). Gene Ontology annotation, cellular component: P granule; nucleus. The transcript has 11 exons. Bases 116 to 2410 code for a protein of 764 amino acids. Gene Ontology annotation, biological process: cell differentiation; gamete generation. Gene Ontology annotation, molecular function: RNA binding; RNA helicase activity; ATP binding. NCBI's taxonomy places the organism in Eukaryota, Metazoa, Arthropoda, Branchiopoda, Diplostraca, Daphniidae. The record is from RefSeq and is a predicted model, not a curated record.
AGAUCGCCGUUAUUGGCAUGUACCAGCACCAUUUCCUCUUUCUUUGUGACGAGGUCGGUAAGGUUUUUUUCUACAUCGAAAAAGGAAGCUUUUAUUCGGUAUUUGCAAGCGUACUAUGAGUAGUGUACAGAUUCAGAAUGGAACGGGUCUAGAGCAGCAAUUUGCUGGUCUGGACUUGAAGCAGGGCGGCCAAUUUAUUGCUCCCGGAGGAAGUCGUUAUGUGCCUCCUCACCUGAGAUCUAGCAGGGGUCCAGGAUCUGAAGAAAAACCAUUUUCUGUUCCACAAGAAAGAGCAGAUAUCCCAAACGAACGUGAUUUUAACAAAGAAGCUGGCCGGGGUUAUACCCAAGCAACAAAUUCCUAUAGAGGGCCAAGUUCCCAACGUGGAGUACCCAGCGCUGGUGGUGGCUACCCCAGGCGGGGUGGAUACAAUGGAGGAGCUGGUGGGACCUACACUGCUCGUCCUCCACAGAGAUGGGAGGGAGAAUAUGAGAAUGGUGGAGGAGGCUGGAAUGGAGGACCUCAGCCACCUCAAUGGAAUGCUGAUGCUCCACCACCUGUCAUUCAAAACGAGCGCUGGCAAGAACCCCCUCCACCGGCUGGUCAAUGGGUUGCCAACGAUCGCUGGAAAGAACCACAAAGGCGCUCGGCAACAACAGACAGUCGUGGUGGCGGAUAUGGAAAUCCCCGUUGGAAAGAAUCUAGUGAAUCCGAUUGGACUACGCUUACUGCCAAAGAUGAUCGGGUAGAAUUGGAAAUGUUUGGCACGGGUAACUCCGGCAUUAACUUCGAUAAAUAUGAAGAUAUUCCCGUGGAGGCGACAGGCAAUGACGUUCCAUCUCACAUAAACUCGUUUGAAGACGUUAAGUUGACUGAGAUCAUCCGUUCGAAUAUUGCUUUGACUCGCUACGAUAAGCCAACGCCUGUCCAGAAAUAUGCGAUUCCGAUUAUUUUGGCACGCCGUGAUGUCAUGGCCUGCGCCCAGACUGGCUCAGGCAAGACAGCAGCAUUCUUGGUUCCGAUAUUGAACCAGUUAUUUGAACGUGGACCCGUGGUAAGUAGUGCUGCUGGCCAACGCUCAUAUGCCCGUCGCAAGCAGUACCCGCUGGCUCUGGUUCUAGCACCCACUCGCGAGCUGGCCACACAAAUCUAUGAUGAAGCCAAGAAAUUCGCCUACCGAUCCCGUGUCCGACCAUGCGUGGUGUAUGGUGGUGCGGAUGUCCGUCAACAGAUGCAAGACUUGGAACGGGGAUGCCAUUUAUUAGUUGCCACACCCGGUCGUCUUGUCGAUAUGCUUGAACGUGGCAAGAUUGGCCUCGAGCACUGCAAUUUCUUGGUGUUGGACGAGGCGGACAGAAUGUUAGACAUGGGUUUCGAGCCGCAAAUUCGUCGCAUUGUGGAACAAGACACUAUGCCUAAAACUGGAGAACGGCAGACACUCAUGUUUUCUGCCACAUUCCCUAAAGAAAUCCAGAUGCUGGCGCGAGAUUUCUUAGAAAAUUACAUUUUCUUGGCAGUUGGCCGCGUCGGAUCGACUUCAGAAAAUAUUACGCAAAAGAUCGUAUGGGUGGAGGAACAUGACAAGCGUUCUUUCCUUCUUGAUUUGCUUAAUGCUUCUGGUCUCAACAAAUUCAACGGUCAAGUUGAAGGCGAAACGACAGAGCACGAGCAGUUGACGCUGGUUUUCGUCGAAACAAAACGUGGAGCUGAUGCCCUGGAAGAAUUUCUGUACCGUGACGGAUAUCCGGUGACAUCAAUCCACGGCGAUCGCAGUCAACGGGAACGCGAAGAUGCGCUCAAACGAUUCCGUUCGGGCAAGACGCCUAUACUCGUGGCUACAGCUGUUGCUGCUCGUGGUCUUGAUAUCCCUCACGUCAAACACGUCAUCAAUUUCGACCUCCCCUCAGAUGUCGAAGAAUACGUUCAUCGCAUUGGUCGUACCGGCCGAAUGGGCAAUCUCGGUGUGGCUACUUCAUUUUUCAAUGAAAAGAAUCGCAAUCUCAUCAGGGAUUUGGUUGAACUGAUCAUCGAGACCAAACAAGAACUGCCCUCUUGGCUCGAAGGCAUGGCCAUGGAUAUCAAGCACCAGACUGGUGGAGUAAGCCGUCGUGGUGGCGGUGGAAGAGGAGGAGGGCGGUUCUCCGGUGGUUUUGGAUCCCGAGAUUACCGUACUUCGCAACCGAGUACCGGUGGCAGCACUCGUCCUGGUGGCUCUGUUGGUGGUCCACGUACCAGUGGUGGCGGAUCCUAUCCCAACUACAGUGCCCCACCUCCAAAUCACGUUGUUCGGAUGGCGCCCAUGCCUUCUAUGCCAAUUUUCACAGGAGGAUAUGGCGGUUACGCUCCAAGUGGCUAUGGUUACGCACCGCCUCACGCUCAUCACGCCGCUCCGGAUUGGUGGGGCCAGUAAAGAAAGUAGAAGAAAACCUCGACCGGCGACUACAUUUUGUUGAAGAAAAGGAAAAAAAACAAAACAAACAAAACAACCCUGUUGAUGCGUCGUUCUUUCUCGAUACGGGACGAUGGAAACGAGGUUGGUCUGAAAAUGCCGAGAAAAUGUGUUUUCUCAACAAACAACUUCGACGUUGGUAGUGAUUUAGAUUUAUCUUUCGUCCUUUUUUCCCCUUUACACUUCUCUUUUGAACUCCAUCAUAUUUCCCGUCUCAAUGGUUUUUUUUUUCUUUUCUUUUUUUGGUACUCGUAAUGGUCUCCUAUUUUCAGCACUAUUUACCUCCUGAAUAUUUUUUUUUUCUUCCCUCUUUUUUAUGCAAACAAAUUAUUCUAAAAUGUAUCGUACGCCGCCGCUCUGCUCUCUUUUUUGCCGUCCCUUCAGGUGGGAUGUCCGCGUGUGAUACCCUCUGCACAAAGAUGGCAUUACGCGCACGUGACGUCCUUGACAAAAGAAAAAAUCGUUUGGGAGGGACGCGUUUUUGACAGGUCCUCCUUUCCUACCCACCUUUAAUAUUUCCCUUCCCUCCGUAGUUAAAACAAACUAAUUUUUUUUUUUAUUUUGGCACACGCAGAUGUUGAAUCCCAGUUAAUAUCGCCAAGAUUUCAAACUUUUUUUUCUUCUAUAUCUAUUUUUUUUUUCUCUUGAAAGAGACGAGUUGCAGUUUCGACCACUAAUGGGCUUUUCUCAAGAUGUUUUUGAGAUCAAGACGGCUGUUAAAAAGAAAGCGACGAACUACUACUGCUAGGGGAAAUUAUUAUCAUUUUUUUUUCUUUUCUUUUCUAACGAAACGUAAGCACAUUGUGUACCACAGGUGUCGUGCCUAGAAGAAAAAAAAAGAGAAGCUGAGAAAGGCUAGGCUGGGUUUUCGCUUUAGGUGAAUAAUAUCGUUUGUGUCUUAUUCCCAAUCGCCGCCUCGCGUCCGUAAUAUAAGAUCUUAAUUAUUUUUUUUUUCUCGUGUGUGUGAUGCAAACCUAAGUAACUCCCUUGAAUUUGUUUUAUCGAAACCACUCGACACUGCGAAUUCUUUAUGCGUUCUUAAACGAACAUUUUGGCAUGGUAAACUUAAAAAAAAAAAAAAUCUGUAUUUGAUUUGUCUGGUUUUUAAUGGACAAACACUUCUCGGAGGCCAAUUUGUUGUUUUCAUUGUUGCCCUAUCAGAGACGAGGAAAGAAAAAAAGAAAAGCAUUUUUUUCUUUUCUUUUGUGGUCUUUUUUUUUCCUUUUUUCGUUGUGAAAGAAGAUCUUUAAAAAAAAAAAAGAAUACAAAACCAAACUGCUGUGAUACGUCGGGCACGACAGUGUAAAUGCGAAAAGGGAGAAACUUGUUAUACCGGGUACACACACAAUUAGUGCCGCGUUUUUGUGAGCAUUAUUCCUUUUUUUUUUUUUUCUUUUCCCCAUAUUUGUUGUUUGUUUUUCGGUGUGAGAGCCCACGUUAAAUCACUUCAACAUUUAUGAAUGAUUUUAGGUUGAAACUCCCCAAUUUUUUCCAGUUUCUGUAGUAAAGCGUUUCUUUUUUUGUUUGAUUGAGAAAAUAGAAAGAAAGAAAAAACGAUCGAGAGGAAAAGUGUAGAAAGUUGAUUGAGGAAUAGGAAAAUCGCCUGCUCGCAUUCCAUAGCUCUGCUGACCAUACACUUAUAUAUUAGGCAAAUAAUGUUCGAAGGGACUUGUUUAUUUUAACUAAUGGAAUUCAAUCGGCACAUGCAUACGAUGUUUUGCAAGUCUUGAAAAUGUAUUGUUUUUCUUUUUAAGAAGACGAUUUGAAUUUUUUUUUUUUUUUUUUACUCAAGCAACGGGAAUGGACGUGAUUUUUUGCCUUCUGUCGAUUCAAACGCGCGGUUUCAUCCCCCCCUCUCCCAGCCCCCUCACGCGAAAGUCUAGUCUCAUCAAAAACCCUGUUGUGCAUUUUCCUCUUUCCCGAUUACAUUAUAGCGAAGUACACAACCGAUAAAAGGAAACGUAAACAAAUUUCUUCUUCUUCUUUAGUCCUGGCAGGUUCCAGUCUUUUCUCGUCGAUUUUUUCUUUCUUUUAAAAACAAAAAUUUUUUUUUCCUUUUUUCCUUUUUGCAGCUAAUAGGCCCGAAUUUAAUAUCCCGCAUGUCUAUCUCCAUCGCUCAUGGAACAAAAUGUGAUGGCAUUGAAAUUUCGACUCGUUGCGGAGAACCAAGGUGGAUUUGGUUGUUGAAUUUUUAAAAAAAAAAGUGUGAAAUCUUGGGGGGAAGAAAAACCCAAUAAAAGUAAAUUUCCAGAAAAUUGCGGGAGAAUCAAACGUACCAACUGCCAAAAACUAAAAUAGGGAAGUUUUAUUCUUUUUUCCUUUGUGCGUUAUCUUAGUUGUGGGUUUCUUGUUUUCGUGUCUCUCAUGGGGACGGAGCACCUCCGACUUGCCAGUGCACUGUGGGUCGGUGUGUAAUUCGUCGGUUGUGUUCUCGUGUCUUGUUUCUAUUUUCUUCACCGUCCCUCUUGAACCCGAAACCACAAAACAAAAACAAACAAAAAAAAAACAAAAACAAAAAAAGAAAUGAUUAUGUCGAAGGGAUGGAUACUCGCUCGUUUUUACUCCUCUCGUCUGAGCGCCGGUCGAAACAUGAUUGUUUGUUCCACUCGUCUUUAGCGAGCAUCUGAUCUCUUAAAAAGAAAGAAAACGGUUAAGUUGACACACACGUCUUUCAGGAUAAAUGAUGUAAUCCACUAGGCGCGCCCAUGCUAGAUUACACGCAUACACAAUGGGGUUUGGGGUUUUCCUUUCAUGUUUAUACCUAUGUGGUACGGCCGUCUUGGGUGCCCCAGUGCCUCGUCGAACAAGUAACUCUCUUUCAUAGACCAGUAAAGAAAUGAUUUUCCUUUCAUUUUUUUUUUAACUUUAUUAUUAUUAUUAUUUUUUUUUUUUGUUAUUCAAUAAAAUAUUUUCUCAUCCGCUGCAGACGCCAAAGCGUGUCCUUCCAAAACGGGUUGUACUUUUCCUCCCCUCAUUUUUGCGUAUUUCUUACAUCAUUUUCCUCCCCCGCCUUAUUAUUAUUAUUUCCCCAUCCCCCCUCUCCUUGCCUAUUUAAAAAAAAAAACUUGCGUUCAUUUGCCGGAACAAGACUAUGUGACGAGGCGGAAGACGUGAUUUAAAGGAAAAUCGCUUAACAUGGGAAGGAAAUGAGUUCCAUCUCUCGUCUUCUUUCGCCUUUGUCUCACUUAAUUACUAUUUUUUUUUAAACAAAUUUCUCUCUGGUCCAACUCUCGAUUACGAAGAAGGGAAACAGAAACUAUUCUCUGCCAAAGUCAAGUCUUUUUUAGGCGCAGUGCGGUACGAUGCAUCUCUCUUUCACACCUUUUUUUUUUUUAUUUCCUUACAUUUCUCUCUUUCUCUCCCACAAAUUCAUCCCCAAUUGUAAUUCGCCCUCAUGUAGACACCUCCCAUCCCGUUGCAUAUCUCUUAAAUGGUUCAUUUCUCUUCUUUUUCUCUUCUGCGCAGAACACACAUUUUCUGUCAUUCGUAAUUGUACCAUUUUUUUUUUUCUUAUAACGGAAAAAAAAACUAAAUAUUGGACGUCGAAGGCCGCCCUUUCUUGUACUAAGCAAAAUUUGCUCUUAGUGUGUAGACGACGAAGUCCUACACGUUUCCGUUGUCGUUGUCGUCGCCAUGAAAUUCAGCGAGGAAAAAAAACAAACAAAACAAAUACAAGAAUGCUUCCUA